GACUUUCACGAGGCUUGAUACACUUCAGAGUCCGGACGUUGUUUUGGUAUUGCUAGGCUACGUUUUUUUGGCACAUUGUUUUGAACUAUUUGAUCGCUUUGUGUAGGUAACGGCGGCUGACUCGAGCUGUGGAGCGAAGUCGUAUUUUUAACAAAAGGCAACGACAAACAAAAAUGCUCUUUAUUGUUAUUUUGGUGUGUACGUAGAAAUAUCGUAAAGGAAAAAAAAUACAUUUCAGAGUAAGAGUGAUAGCAAACAAGAUUGCGGUUUCCGUAGUGAGGAGUCCAUGAAUAGAAUGAGAAAUAAUAAUGAUUAUUUAGUGAAAUAUUCGUAUUAAUCAGGAAAGUUGAUAGUGUACUGCAACGUGACACCUUGGUGCUGCAGAACGUUGCCUCCAAUGAAAUCGCACAAGCUUUGUCGAUGUCCGCUUGAUUUCACAAGCUUUAUCAACAGCGGUGCCAUGUGAAUCGCCUGUGCCUGGCGCGAAGGGACACACAUUAUACCGCUCUUGGCACUCGUGCGCGAAGCAGACGUGGCACACGUGUCAUGGGUAAACUAAUGAACAUGGCAGCGGGCAAGAGCCCAGGGCAGGGCAUAUAGGAGUGUGUCCUAGGAGACAUGGGGACCUACGACAUUCCAACGCCUGUGGAUGAUGACUCGGCUGGCGGAGGCAGCGACGGCGAGGGCGGGGGCGGCCUGGGCGGAGGCGGAGGGGCCGGCGCGAACCAGGACUUCCGCACGGUGUACCUCAACGAGCCCCAGCCUUACAAGUACUGCUCGAAUGCCAUCUGUACUGCCAAAUACCGCUACAAAUUGCUCUUCUUCCUUCCAAUGUUCCUCUUCGAGCAGUUCCGGCGAUAUGCCAACGUCUUCUUCCUCAUCAUCGCACUGCUACAGCAAAUCCCAGGAGUAUCCCCAACAGGUCGUUACACCACGCUGGUCCCUCUCAUCUGCAUCUUGGUGGUGUCCGCCAUCAAGGAGAUAGCUGAAGAUAUAAAACGACAUAGAGCAGAUGAUGAAAUCAACAAGCGUGAGAUUGAGGUGCUUCGUGACGGCCAGUGGCAAUGGAUUAAGUGGCGUCAUGUGCAAGUGGGAGAUAUUGUCAAGGUUCACAAUAACAAAUUCUUUCCAGCUGACCUAAUCAUCUUGGCCUCCAGUGAGCCACAAGCACUGUGUUAUGUGGAAACUGCUAACCUUGAUGGAGAAACGAAUCUUAAGAUACGACAAGGUCUACAAGAAACAGCACACCUCUUGGAAGCACGUGAUUUAAUGAAUCUGUCAGGCAAAGUAGAAUGUGAAGCACCGAACAGAUUUCUUUACCAGUUUACUGGUAACUUGAAAAUGACCAGCAGGCAGGCCGUCCCUUUAAGCCCAGAUCAAGUCCUUCUGCGAGGGGCAAAACUCCAGAACACGAAUUGGGUAUUUGGUCUUGUUGUAUACACUGGCCAUGAAACUAAACUUAUGAAGAAUUCUGCUACCUCAGCACCUCUCAAACGCUCUACAGUGGAUAAGCAGACCAACAAUCUGAUCAUUCUGCUGUUUUUCCUGCUUAUAGUUCUUUGCCUAAUUAUGGCAGUCUGUAACUCCCAGUGGGAUGCCAAUCUGCACUGGUACCUCUCUCUUGAUGAUCUGAGUGUCUUCAACUUUGGCAUAAACUUCAUCACAUUCAUCAUUCUGUUCAACAAUCUUAUACCCAUUUCCCUUCAAGUUACUCUAGAGGUUGUAAGAUUUAUACAGGCUGGCUUCAUCAACAAUGAUGUGAAUAUGGUGUAUGAAGAAAAUGACAUCUGGGCAAUGGCAAGAACAUCAAAUUUGAAUGAAGAAUUGGGAAUGAUAAAAUAUGUGUUAUCCGAUAAGACUGGCACACUGACUUGCAACAUAAUGGAAUUCAAGAGAUGCACCAUUGGUGGAAAAGUAUAUAGCAUGGAUGAUGGAAGUGCCCAAGAUUUGAUCUCAUUGGUUGAGACUGGGGGUCCAGGAUCAGCUAUAGUUCGACAGUUCCUGACGAUGUUGGCAGUUUGCCACACUGUUAUACCAGAUAGAGAUGAUGGCAAACCAAAUGGUGGUAUCAUCUAUCAUGCUGCAUCACCAGAUGAGAGAGCGCUGGUUGAAGGGGCCCGAGAACUAGGGUUCGUGUUUGAAACCAGAACUCCAGAACAUUGUAUUGUGGAUGUGUUGGGAACAAAGGAGAAGUAUGAGAUUCUGAAUGUUCUCGAAUUCACCUCACAAAGAAAGAGGAUGAGUGUUAUUGUGAGGACACCACAGGGACAGAUCAAGCUUUAUUGUAAAGGUGCUGAUACAGUAAGUACUAUGUAUGCUUUAUUUUAUUGUAAACUUUUCUGGUACCAAUAUUUCUGCUUUCUUACAAAUAAAUAAUUAUUUAAGGGAUGUAUUAUCAUUGUCAUUAUUAUCUAUCUUAUUUUACAGGAAUGGAAAAAUACUUUUUAUAAAGCAAGUACAGCUUUACAGUUUAGAGAAAGAAAGUUAGAAGAUGCAGCACAGCUUAUAGAGAAUAAUUUGACAUUAUUAGGCGCUACAGCUAUAGAGGACAAAUUGCAAGAUGAGGUUCCCGAGACCAUUGCAGCGCUUCUGAAGGCAGGGAUUCACGUCUGGGUUCUUACAGGAGACAAGCAAGAGACUGCCAUUAAUAUAGGCCAUUCCUGCCACCUACUUACACAAGGGAUGCCUCUUAUUAUACUAAAUAGUGAUUCUCUUGAUGAGACCCGUGAAUCAAUUAACCGCCAUGUGGUUGAGUUUGGAGAUCAGUUGAAGCGGGAAAAUGAAGCUGCCCUCAUUAUUGAUGGGAAGACUUUGAUAUAUGCCCUAACACCAGAUUUACGAAAAGAUUUCUUAGAUCUCUGUAUAUCUUGUAAAAGUGUUAUUUGCUGUAGAGUGUCACCCAGCCAGAAAGCUGAGGUCGUAGAGCUCCUGACUCGAGAAACAGGAUCUGUUACCUUGGCCAUUGGAGAUGGAGCUAACGAUGUUGCCAUGAUACAAAAAGCCAAUGUUGGUGUUGGCAUAGCAGGCUUAGAAGGUCUACAAGCAGCUUGUGCAUCUGAUUAUGCCAUUGGCCAGUUCCGUUUCUUGGCCAGGCUGCUCUUUGUCCAUGGAGCUUGGAAUUAUAGUCGCCUAUGCAAGGUGAUUCUGUAUAGUUUCUAUAAGAACAUUUGCCUCUAUGUUAUUGAGCUUUGGUGGGCUGCAAUGUCUGGCUGGUCAGGGCAAGUGAUAUUUGAGCGCUGGAGUAUAGCUAUGUAUAAUGUGUUAUUCACAGCAGCGCCUCCCUUAGUCAUGGGAAUUUUUGACCGAUCAUGUAGUGCAGAAACGAGAAUGAAAUAUCCAGAGCUCUAUCGUGAAUCUCAGAGUGGGUCUCACUUCAACUGGAAGGUCUUUGUAUGGUGGGUAUGGCUGGCGCUCGUACAUUCUGUAAUGGUGUUUGUGCUGCCUUACCUGGCCAUGACUCAGGAUGUUGCUUGGGGUCAUGGUCUUGUUGGAGGCUACCUCAUGGUGGGCAACAUGGUGUAUUCGUAUGUGGUGGUCACAGUGUGUCUCAAGGCAGGACUGGAGACAGAUGCAUGGACCUGGGUGACCCACUUGGCUAUUUGGGGAUCCAUUGCUUCGUGGUUCAUCUUCCUGCUGGUUUACUCAAACUUCUGGCCUGUUCUGCCAAUGGCGCCAGACAUGUGCGGGAUCUAUCUCCAGGUGUAUUCAUCUCCAGUGUUUUGGUUUGGAUUGAUAAUGAUACCCCUGGCCUGCCUGUUGCCAGAUGUAUGCGUUAAAACGAUACGAAACUCAGUAUUCAAGAGUUUAACAGAACAAGUGCGUGAGAGCGAGAUUAGCAACAAGGAUGUAUCGAAAGUUCUUGACACCAAACACAGGCUCACCGAAACUGCUCGACUUCUAAAGAACGUGUUCCGUAGAACCACAACCAGAGUCAACUUAGAAGUAGAGCUUGCUCAUGGCUUUGCAUUCUCGCAAGAAGAGCACGGAGUGAUGGGCCAGUCGGAAGUUAUCCGGGCCUAUGACACAACCCAACCCAAACCAGGUGGUAUGUAAACUGAUGGAGUUCAACAGGAGGAUUCCCAAGAGUGUUGUAUUCCUAUUUAUCACACUAUGGUCGCACUUUGGUCACAAAUAUGUACUCAUUUUUUUGAAUUUACAGUGAAGAUAAAAGUACAUGUUAAAGGUAAGCAGAAAAAUGGAUAAAGAGGCUUUAAGGAAAUGAACUGAAUGAUAAAAGACUAAUAUGAUCUACUUAAUUUAUAAUACAUGUAUGGCCUGUUAGAUACCAAAGGUUUUCUAGUCUUCUGUCAUUCUUUCCAGUUGCUUUCAUUUGGCAAUGUAAUUAUUCAAAUUGUACAUUAGCAGACACAAGUUUGUCAGAAAAUAUAAUACUUGAGAUCUCAGAAUGUUAACAAUUGAGUAAAUAAUUUAUGAUCUUUAACUAACUUCUUUUUUAGGCUUGUGUAUGGUUGUGUUUUUAUGCGUUUGUAACAUAAUUACAGUUUUGUGUCACUUUAGUGUGUUACCAGAAGGCCAAGAUCACUUUUUGUAGGUGAUAAUUAAUUGCUCUAGAGGUUAACUGAAUGUGUGAAUUAUUAAUCUGAAAACUAGAAUUCUGGAUUGACUUGAGCUUGCAGCAGCAGUAGAAUUUUGUAUAAUUCCUGAAGAAAUGAGGAUUCAUACCACCUUGAAAAUUCCAAAUGAGGACUUAACAAAUAACAUGAGAUUAUCUUCGUCCUCUUGGAAAUAUGAGGGACUUAUCAACAGGUAAAGAUAUAUGAAUUUAUGUUGGAAUGUUCAUAUAGUUGGUGUUAAGUUAGUUGAAUAAAUACCAUGUUUAAAUGUUUAAAGUUUAAACCAGUGUUUGUGAGAAUCUUAACAGUUAAAUGAUAACAAAACAACAGAACAUUCUGAAACACAGCGGUUAUUUUCAGUGUUGAGUUUGAAGGGUGUUGACAAACUGUACUGCGAUCUUGAACACCAACAUCUUAAACACAAAUGGAAUUUAUGCCAGUUGAUGAUAUAUGCAAACAAAGAUUAUACAUUGUUCAUACGAGGAGAGUCUGGAUAAUGAAAGAAAAUAACAUCCUAGAAAAUUAUGGAAAAUCUGAAUGGUAAUUUGUGUGUGUAAUACUUGUAUAAUAACACUUAAUUUGUCCUUGCUUUAUAUAAAAAAUACACAUGUAGGUUUUUCAUUAUGCACUCUAAUGAUUUUAAAAAUUGGAACUAAGACCUAAUUGUCAAAUGAACAGGAAUUAAAAAUUUGAACAGCACACUCUGAUCCUGGCACCAGUAACCAAGACUUAUAGUAAAGGAUGCUCUUCACAUAAUGCAGUCAUUAAUGUCAGUGAUAAAAAGUCUCUUUCUAGCUGAAAAUUAUGUCAUGGAUAGAAUAUGUAAUUGAAUUUACACUGGAUUAAUUUGCAAUUGCAAAGGUUGCAAAUGAGUACAGUUGUAUUCUCUUUAUGAUUUUGAUAAACUAGGAAGAACAUAAACUGAAGAUAGGAUUAAAUCAAUAAUUGUCCAGCCAAUUUUACAGACUUUGUAUAGGAAUCUGAGUAGUAACUUUCUAUAGAUGAAGACUAUAAAUUUUUCUUCAAAUGAAGGCAUUGCACAUGGCUAUCAUUAUUGUCAACUAAGAGAACUUGUCAUUUAAUUAGAGUAGGAUCCUCUAUGUAAAAAAAAUGAAGCCCCACUUGUGCCUGAUAGUCCAAGAUGAUGUACCUAGGUGUUGAAAUGACAGACAAGCAGUUUAGAAGAAUUUAGAGAGUGAGAAAAAAGAUAAACAAAAAAUCUACUUUUGAUACUAGCAAGACUUUGGUAAUACUGAGCAACACAGGUGCAUAAAGCCAAGAGGUAUAUAUUGGCUAAUUGGUCAAACCCAUCUGGACUAUUGUAGGUGUUUUGGGAAGGCAUUAUUGGCACUUAGAAUAAUAAAGCAAAAUCUAAUUGCAGACUUUUUUUGUAAAGAAAUGAAAGUAUAUUAUGAAGAGAUGGAUUUUGAUACUAAAAAAGUCACUGUUUAUCCGAUGGUACUUGAGUAUAGGUAAGAAAUACUGUAAAGCUGUGUUGAUUAAAUUAGAUCAUUCUUUCAUUUGAUUAUCUUGUAUAAACAGAUAUAUGUCAUGGAAGAUAAAUAAACCUCUUCAAGUUGAUGAUGGUAGUUAGAAGUAAUAUGGAAGCUUUGCAAAUCUUCCAUGGUCACUAUACCAUAAAGGUCACAGGAUGUUUUUCCGUGUGAUAUGUUCCUUCCUACAAAUAUGACAUUUUUCCAGUAGGGAAUUUAUAUGUGGUCUGCUAUAUGGAUUGUGUCUGUGUUGUCUAGUUACGAUGGGUGUGUGUCACUGUGUGUGGCCCUUUGCAGUGAUCCUUAUUCUGGCCUGCCAUCAUACAUCUCUUGCUGAUUCAUCUCUUGUGAUUGACUUAAUGGUACAAUUCUUCACUUUAGAUGAAUGAGAAUAAAAGUAACAAGAUAAUAAAAAUUCUUUCAUACUGCACCCUUAAUACCAAGAGAGGAUGUUCUAUAGUCUAUUGUGCCAGGAUAAGUUGGUAUAUUAGUCAACUCUUGUCACAUAUACUAAAUUUUUAAUGUACUUAAUGGGAAGAGAAAAUAUAAAGAUUCAGGUUUAUUGAAAAAAUGAUGUGUAUUUGUCUUCUAUUCUUGUUUCAUAUGUAUGUGUGUUAUGUGUGUGUGUUUGUAUGUAUGUACAUGGCAAUGAGACAGACAGGAUAUUCACCUGUCUGUCUAUUGACUUCCUUGUGGUAUUGGGCGCUGAAUAUCAAAUCACCUGCUCUGUGUCCGUGGGUUAUUGUACGACAUGUCAGACAAAUGCCUGAAGUCCCUAGAUAGUAUUGACAUUUAUCUGAGGUUAUCCCCUACUUUACCUUUGAUAUUAUAUAUCUAAUAAUAAGUUAUCAGAAUGCAAUGAGUAGUAUGACAGAGUAUUUCUUAAAAAGGCUUCACAUCAUUGUAAGUUGAGUUAAAGCUACCUGAUAGAUAAAUAUUAUAUUUUGCAUAAUCAGCUUUAUAUGUUUUCCACUGAAUUCCCCUCCCUCCACCUGCCCUUUCCCCUGUUUGAUUUGAUAUUUUAAAUUAUAAAUAUUUUAUUCCCCAAGAAGCAGGAAAAAUGAGUUUUCUUGCAAUAUGUAGUUGAUGGGUAACAGAAAACAGUGCAGAUAUUGUUGACUUGUGGAGCUUCAUUUAAUAUUUUUGUAACAUAUAUCAUGUUCAAAAUAUUCAGGCAGGUCUUAAUAUUGUGUUGUGCAUGUAUCAAAGGAAUUCUAAUUACAUGGUUAUAAGUCUUGA
Penaeus indicus is the source of this 7306-nucleotide messenger RNA. It is a transcript of the gene ATP8A, whose product is annotated as probable phospholipid-transporting ATPase IA. Gene Ontology annotation, cellular component: plasma membrane. Gene Ontology annotation, biological process: phospholipid translocation. Gene Ontology annotation, molecular function: ATP binding; ATPase-coupled intramembrane lipid carrier activity; magnesium ion binding. NCBI's taxonomy places the organism in Eukaryota, Metazoa, Arthropoda, Malacostraca, Decapoda, Penaeidae. The record is from RefSeq and is a predicted model, not a curated record. The transcript is spliced from 22 exons.